Messenger RNA from Hyposmocoma kahamanoa, 1194 nucleotides. RefSeq lists its product as uncharacterized. NCBI's taxonomy places the organism in Eukaryota, Metazoa, Arthropoda, Insecta, Lepidoptera, Cosmopterigidae. The transcript has 4 exons. The coding region runs from base 21 to 389 and encodes 122 amino acids. The record is from RefSeq and is a predicted model, not a curated record.
AGGAAAACAGUGUUGAGAAAAUGGCGAAAGUUGUUGUAUUUCUGUUUAUUAUGAUUUGUGGUGUGAUGUGCAAACCUUUCGAGAAUGAAAAUGCUUUUGCUCCAGCUACAGACGUCGAUGCACACAGACUACACAAGAGAUUCAUAGAUUUAUCACAGACCUUUGGCAGUUUCCCCAGCCCUGGACUUACAAAAAUACGGACUAAAAGAAGUUACGAAGAAGACUGCGAAAAACUCCAGCUGUGUAAGCUGCACGCCAGAGCCAAUAGGAACUUCAUAUCUGCCUUCGAGCUCUACUUUGUCAACAAGGAAAACGCGAGGCUAUGGGACCACAAGCAGAGAUCUAUUUCUAAUUGCUACAAACGAUUUGGCAGAUGUUAUCGAAGAUAAACUAAUGUAAUAAGUUGUUCUGUACCUCUUUCGCUACAUAUUGUAAGAAUUUGACAUACGCAUUGCGCCACACUGUUUAACACAUUAUAAUUAAUUGUACAAUAAUCAGAGAUAUAUUAGUAUGUUUUUCUAAUUGAAUUUAUGCGUGUAAACAAUCACUAAACAGUUGUUAUCAUCGAUGGAUAAGUAGAUAUGUAGAUUAGAAUCAAACCCACAGACAAUAUCGUGAUCAAACCUAUUUUUGACGAAGUAGCCCUCACGCGAAGCAUUUGGCGAACGAACGUUUUGUUUGCAAAAUGUCAAUGCACUUAUAGCUUCACUAAAACACGUGUAGACUACUUAAUGUUAGUUAAAAUUUUAUUAAAACUUAAUUACUUCGCCACUUAAUACGGGCAAAAAGUAAGACGCUUAUACAAGGGCUACAGUGGCGCCGCUACUGUAUGUCGUGACACGUGCGCAACACUUUUGCAGUGAACUAAAAAUUACUGAAGCGCUACAGAUGCGCGGCUGCCGCGUCCUAAACUAGCCAUAAUACACAGAAAAUAUUAUAUUUAUAAUAAAUAUCUCCUCUUUUUUUCCGAAUAUAAAAAGGCAAAAAUCAAAAAGUGUUUAUAUUUAUACUUACAAUUAGAAAACUCUAAAGACGCUAUCGUACCUUAUAAAUAUCAUAUCGCAUUAUAGUAUCGCCAUCUCUGAGGUCUCGGGAUCGAUCCCCGGCCGGGUCAAUGUAGAAAUUGAUAUACAAAAAUACAAAAAGCACAGAAAAUUUCGCGAGUUCCGCUGGUUCAUUCCGUGGCUUAGUUGG